Pseudo-nitzschia multistriata is the source of this 1057-nucleotide messenger RNA. NCBI's taxonomy places the organism in Eukaryota, Bacillariophyta, Bacillariophyceae, Bacillariales, Bacillariaceae. The record is from the annotation of a GenBank genome assembly.
CGUCACCACAAUCAGUGAUCACAGCAACCGCAACACCGUGCCGUGUACAGGAAUAUUCUACUAUCCAUUCCAUAAUGACAGAGUCCAAACAAAGCUAUGGAGCUAUCCCUGGCGAUGCUCCUCGCCGCAAAUCAAGCGCCCCGUCCAGGGAAGACCUCGGUCGCGCAUGCAGCAGGGUGUCGCUGGUGGAGAUCUCUCCAGCUUCUCCUCCUUCUUCCGUCGACAUCGAAGGCGGCGGUGAACCGGGAGGGCCCCUCUACUCCAUCAUGGCCGAGAUUAUGCCGAUCAUGAACAUUGUUUCCUAUGUUCCGCUUGUCCUCCCCAGCUUUCUAUCGGACGACUUGGACCUUGCCGCAACCCUUGCCACUGGAUUGUCCGUCCUCACCAUGAUCGUAGACUACCUUUGGUACAAAGUGGGGGGAUCCAAGAUUGCGGUGAAGGUGCUGAGCACCUCCCUCGCUAUUGCCUACGGAUCCGUCUUCCUUCUCACCMGCGGAUUGCUCGGUCCCUCCAUUCGGGAUAUGUGCCUUCAAAUCGCCUGGUUCAACGCCAUUUCGAACAGUCUCAUUUUUCUGUGCCUGUUGCUGGCAUACAAGCACGGGCAUUCCUUUGUGAAGGACGCCCUGACAGACUCGAUGGGGGAGGCCCAGUUGUCCUACCCCAUCAUUAUGCACCUCGAGAGCCGGCUGGAAGUCAACUGGCUGGCGGCCUUUCUCGGCAUGGCCCUGGCCGGCCUAACCGGAGCUCUCUUCGGCAACGAAGACAGCAGCGAUCUGUUCGUGACGCUCUUUGUCGAUCCUGCAUACGCGAUCAACAUCUUCCUGGGCCUCGGCUUCGUCGGGAUGGCUAUGUAUCCGAAGCACCUGAUCAAUACCAUCGACGAAAAAAUGGAGUUCUACAAGGACGAUAUCGCUCGGUGGGAAGAAGAACAUCCCGAUGCGGAAGUCCCUUUUGGAAUGGAGUAACACAUGAAUGUCAAAGACGACACCAACAACAAUUGCUUCCUGAGUAAUCUUUUCAAGCAGGUCGAAUAGUUAAAGAAAGAUCACGAUCACUU